Molecule: messenger RNA, 1452 nt
Organism: Parathielavia appendiculata
Lineage: Eukaryota; Fungi; Ascomycota; Sordariomycetes; Sordariales; Chaetomiaceae
Exons: 2
Coding region: 1-1452 (483 amino acids)
Biological process (GO): GPI anchor biosynthetic process
Cellular component (GO): Golgi membrane
Molecular function (GO): glycosyltransferase activity
Source: RefSeq, a predicted model, not a curated record
AUGGCCAAAACAGAGCCCAAACUCCGCCCGUGGAUUGUCCACCUCCCAUUACGCAUCCUCUCCCUCCCGGCCGCGCGCGCCUUCUUGAUCUGCGGCCUCAUUUGGCUCCUCGGUUUCAGCUACGGCCGCCUCUUUCUGUGGCGCGAUCCGCAUAGCGCCUACUUCCAGUCCGACUCGGUCUACGACCUCGACUACUCAGCCGUUCGCCAGCGCCAAGCCCGCGACUACAUCGCCCGCGUCACCCGCGACGUAACCGCAGCAGCCGACGACGCGCACGACAGCAGCAAUGGCGCGACAACGCGACCCAGCAAGACCCCGCAAAAGGCAGGGAACACCCCGGCCCUGUGCGCCGCCUUCGUGACGGUCCGCCGCGACGGUGAUCAAGCGCGCCAGUACUUUCCCGACGCCCUGGGGUCGAUGCUGGCGGGGCUGGACAUGCGCGAGCGGGCGGCGCUCGCCGUCAAGGUACUGUUUGCCAACACCGAUCCGGCCCAGCACCCAGACUGGGAGGCACCCUGGGUGCGGGCUCUGACCGAUUCGGCCGCCGGCUACGAGAAUUUGACGAGCCUGCAGAGCGCGGGGCUGCGCAAGGCCGAGGAGGAGAGGGAUCUGCAGCUCAAGGGCGUGUUUGAUUACUUGUACGUGUUGGACCGCUGCUUGGAGGAGACGAGCGCGCCGUUUAUUGCCGUGUUCGAGGAUGAUGUGAUAUUCGCGGAGGACUGGAUGGCGAGAACCAUGCGGGGCCUGCAGUACCUGGCGCGUGACUACACGCCCGCGGAGGGGGAGAAAGAUUGGUUGUAUCUGAGGCUGUUCUAUACAGAGACGUUUCUGGGUUGGGCGGCCGAGGGCGACUGGUGGUAUCGCCACCUGCCGCUGAUGCUGGCGAUAGCUGCCGGCGGCACCGCCGUGUUUCUCGUCCUGUUGCGGCUUCUGAGAUGCGGGGAGCGGUUGCGCCUUGACUGGGCUACCAUUGCCGUACUCUCUCUGCUCGUCGCUCCCGGGUUUACGGUGCUGGCCUAUAUGGCGGGCAAGCACAACCUGCCGCUGCCGGGCUACAGCCUCCACCACAGCGUCCCUCUUGGUCCACCUACAUCCGCGUUGGCAGCCGGCGUUGUGCCCAUGGACAAAAAUGGUUGUUGCUCGCAGGCGCUCGUCUUUCACCGGCAAGAACUCCCGAAUCUCAUGCAGUAUCUACGGCAGAGGGAAAGGGGCCAGACCGACAUCAUAAUCGAGGAGUAUUGCGAUGCUACCGGGAUCAGAAGGUUCGCCCUUCGCGAGCAGGUGGUCCAGCAUGUCGGCCUGGUAAGCAGCCGGGGCAUGGCGACUGCUGAUACGCGCAGCGUAUGGGCCUUCUGGUUCGAGGCUAGCAAGCCCCACGCGGUCGAGGGCAGCCACCGCAGGGUUGUUGAGGAGGUGGACUGGGCCAUGUUUGACAGGCUGGCUGCUGGCUAG